Molecule: messenger RNA, 6477 nt
Organism: Varanus komodoensis (Komodo dragon)
Lineage: Eukaryota; Metazoa; Chordata; Lepidosauria; Squamata; Varanidae
Gene: CPSF6
Product: cleavage and polyadenylation specific factor 6
Exons: 11
Coding region: 72-1823 (583 amino acids)
Biological process (GO): mRNA alternative polyadenylation
Cellular component (GO): mRNA cleavage and polyadenylation specificity factor complex
Molecular function (GO): mRNA binding
Source: RefSeq, a predicted model, not a curated record
GGCAGCUGUAGUGCCGGGCGGGGCUGGCGGCUGCGGCGGUGGAGGGGAAGGAGGAGGUGGAGGCGCGGAAUAUGGCGGACGGCGUGGACCACAUAGACAUCUACGCCGAUGUGGGAGAGGAAUUUAACCAGGAGGCUGAAUAUGGUGGGCAUGAUCAAAUAGAUCUGUACGACGACGUCAUUUCUCCAUCUGCCAAUAACGGCGAUGCUCCAGAGGAUCGUGAUUAUAUGGACUCUCUUCCACCAUCUGUUGGAGAUGAUGUAGGCAAAGGAUCAGCACCAAAUGUUGUCUACACGUAUACAGGAAAGAGAAUUGCAUUAUAUAUUGGGAAUCUUACUUGGUGGACAACAGAUGAAGAUCUAACUGAAGCAGUUCAUUCACUUGGCGUAAAUGAUAUUUUGGAGAUAAAAUUUUUUGAGAACCGUGCUAAUGGCCAGUCUAAGGGGUUUGCUCUUGUAGGUGUAGGAUCUGAAGCAUCUUCCAAAAAACUGAUGGAUCUAUUACCAAAAAGAGAAUUGCAUGGUCAAAAUCCUGUUGUAACUCCAUGCAAUAAACAAUUUCUGAGUCAAUUUGAAUUGCAGUCAAGAAAAACUACACAGUCAGGGCAGAUGUCUGGUGAAGGAAAAGCUGGUCCUCCAGGAGGGGGUUCAAGAGCAACAUUUCCACCGAGUAACAGAGGGAGGGGUCGUUUUCCAGGUGCCCUUCCUGGAGGGGACAGAUUUCCUGGACCAGCUGGACCAGGAGGACCUCCCCCACCCUUUCCAGCUGGACAGACUCCACCACGUCCGCCUCUAGGUCCUCCUGGCCCACCAGGCCCGCCAGGUCCUCCUCCACCUGGCCAGGUUCUACCUCCUCCAUUAACUGGUCCUCCUAAUCGUGGUGACCGCCCUCCUCCUCCUGUUCUGUUUCCAGGCCAGCCCUUUGGUCAGCCUCCACUGGGCCCCCUUCCUCCUGGUCCUCCACCUCCAGUUCCAGGCUAUGGUCCUCCACCAGGUCCUCCACCCCCACAGCAAGGUCCUCCACCGCCUCCAGGCCCUUUUCCACCUCGACCCCCUGGUCCAUUAGGGCCACCCCUGACAUUGGCUCCUCCUCCUCACCUACCUGGGCCACCACCAGGUGCUCCUCCACCAGCCCCACACGUGAAUCCAGCUUUCUUCCCCCCACCAGCCAACAGUGGUAUACCUACAUCAGACAGCCGUGGUCCACCACCUUCAGACCCAUAUGGCCGACCUCCACCAUAUGACAGAGGUGAUUAUGGGCCACCAGGCAGGCGUUUCACUGGAAAUAACAUGUCCAUAAGAGAACAAUUACAUAUGCCAUUGUAUUGGAGACAAACGAAAAAUAAUACUCAAAACGCAGGGAGAGAAAUAGAUGCUGCAAGGACUCCUUUAAGUGAAGCAGAAUUUGAAGAAAUUAUGAAUAGAAAUAGGGCAAUAUCUAGCAGUGCCAUUUCAAGAGCUGUAUCAGAUGCAAGUGCUGCGGAGUAUGGAAGUGCUAUAGAAACCUUGGUGACUGCAAUUUCAUUAAUAAAACAGUCCAAAGUAUCUGCUGAUGAUCGUUGUAAAGUACUUAUUAGCUCUCUGCAAGAUUGCCUGCAUGGAAUUGAGUCAAAAUCUUAUGGUUCUGGGUCAAGAAGACGUGAGCGGUCAAGGGAGAGAGACCACAGCAGGUCAAGAGAGAAAAGCCGUCGCCACAAAUCCCGUAGCAGAGAUCGCCAUGAUGAUUACUAUCGGGAAAGAAGCCGUGAACGUGAGAGACAUCGUGACCGUGAUAGAGACCGUGACAGAGAGCGUGAUAGAGAACGAGAGUAUCGCCAUCGUUAAGAGCUGAAGGAAGAGGAACACCUCAUCAGACAAGAAUCUUAAACUUCGUGGAAAGAGGCUUGUCCAGCAGUUUGCUUCUUGUGAUCGAACAGAGCCUGUAAAGAUUCAUGGAUAAAAUGAACAGGAAUAGAUCUGAAUAAGGCAAAUCUGCAUACAUGGUAACCAGUAGCUCUCUUACCUUUUUAUGUUGCUUAGCUGUUUUAUUUGAAGGAACCUGUGUGAUUUAAAACAUAUAGCUUUUUGCAACUUUAUUACUGGUUAUAUACAUUUGACAAUUAAAAUGUGCAAGCAAUUGGAAAAAGUCAAGUAAAAGCUUGUUUUUAUAGUAGUUGGUUCUUGUUUAAAUGUUACAAUGAUGUCUGUAAAGAGCACCAAUUUGAUUACAAUAGAUGUAGUGUUGUAAUAAACUGUUUAAUGGGGCUGAUGUGUAAAGCUGUUCAAGUUAUUUGAUGUUUACACCUCAGGGAGCGUCUUGUGUUCAGCAAUAUUUAAUGGUGUUAAAAAUGUCUCUUAACAAACCAUUGCAUUUUUUCUUUUUGCAUAUGCAUCAACUUAAUUGUAUUUGGUGAAUGAAUAGCAGUUGUGUCCAACACUUGAUGUUGAUACUAGAAUAGUGGUUACAUCAUCAAUAUGUAGGCUUUUUAAAAAUAAAUUGCUUGUGAAUUUGCUGAAAGGUGUGUAAAACUGUAAAAACUGUAGAUUAACAUUCUAUGAUCUAAGUAGACUAAAUUUUUUUCUGAAAUGAUGAAAUCUGAAUAUGAAUUUUAGUGUACUGAAGCGUGUCUUUGCAAUAUGAAACACUAAAUGCCAUAAUUUAUUAAAACAUGAAAUUGGAAAAAUAAUUGGCCACUUUUCAAAUGUUACUGCAGUGAUUUACAGUUUUUAGCGCUAAUGUUAUAACCUGCUUCCAGAGCCCUAGGCAGUUUGUACAUUAGAUGUAUGACAGUUAAAAAUGACUGAAAAUAUGUUUCCCUUUAAAAAAAAAUCUGUAUUUCAAAUAGGCCUUUUUAAGCAACAGAAUUGACUCAUGUAAGGAGAGGAAGCACAUAUACAUUCUUUGUAUAACUAUGAUAGUAAUUUGCCUUAACAAAUAGAUGGAGAUUGCAAUUCACAAACUAAAGAAAGUAGAUUUUACACAUAGGUUGGAUAAAUACAUUGCUUGCUUUGUAGAUAAAUAUCCUUUUAAAAAACAGAAUUUUCCAGGUUUCACUAGUAUCUCCAUAGUUUGUAUUUAUUUCAAUACUAUUAUGAUUUUUAAAGUUCAAGCAAUCAAUUCCUCAGUUCUUGUAUAUAUGACCAUUGAAUUAGUGGUAAAAGUUUAUAUAAAGCAUUAUGGGAGCAAUAAUGCUUUAUAUAUUGCCUCUCAGACUGGGGAGGGGCCAUAGGAUUAUUCAGAGUCCCAGUUCAAGUCCUGUGACUUUCAUCCUAGCAUUCUGAAGGCUGAGCUCCACCCCAUUCAUAGCUGACAUGGAAAGAACUAGGCUGGCUGCCUCUCCCAGGUUGGACAUUGACCCUGGAGAGGAGGGAAAAAGGGUGCGUUGGAGACAUGGAGAGAAGAGACUGGGACAAGGUUUCCCUCCAUAGGGCUUCAUCUAGACAGUCAAAAACAGCCAUCUAAACUUAAUACCAGGGGCUGUGUUUGUGAAGAUCACUACCACUGUACCUUGUGCCCUGCACUGUGCGCACAGAAGCUUCUGAGUUUAGAGGCUUAUGUGCAUUGAGAUGGGCACAACAGGAUUGUGCUAUAUGAUAUGUAAUAGUCAAUUCUGUCACUUGAAAUAUAAAUUUAGUCAGUCGAAAUUAAAUGAAGACCGCCUUUUACAGCAUUGAACUUGAGCUUACCACCAAGUGUAUACUGACAGGGAACCAUGACCCAUCCUGGCUUUAUAGUUAGUGCGUUUCUAUAAAGUGUUUCAAAAGUAAGUUUGUUGUAUUUACUCCUAUUUAGGUCUACAUAUGAAACAAAAGUAUAGAACUAGCACAUUAAAAAGCUCUUGUGCAACAAUUGUAUGCAGUUACUGGCAAUUAAGUUAUGCUGAACUUUGUAGGGUUAGUUCUGAAUAGACUUGCAUAACAUUGGGCUAUUAGGCUUAGCUCUGUUCAGGUAUUCUAAACUUGAAUAAGGUAAACACACAAGGGGAGGGAGUGUUUCCACCCCUCUCAAAUCCCUUGUUUUGUCACCUUCUAAUGGAGGGCAGCUGUCUAAAGAGGAAAACUUCCUCUAUCAUGGACUUGCUCUGAAUGAGCCAAAAUGCUCAUUCAGAGUAUUUUGGCUUACGUGGAGAACCCCAUGAUUUGAUGGGGUUUUGUAGCUUCAGAUUGACACCUGCCAUGAACAAAGAGUGACAUAUGUUAAAAGAGAAAGAGAUAGGGCUGGAGGACUCCUUCCCUUCUUGUGUCUAUCAUGUUCAGAUUUAAAGCAUGUAAUCUGGGUUUUAAUGUUUUUCUAAUCAUGGAAGCAUUCAAAUUACUGCGUUGGGUCCGGUGAGAUCAGUGGGACCCAAGAGUAGUUUAAGGCCAAUUGACUUCAGUGAGUCUGCUCUAAGCAUGAAUGAAACUGCAACCAGCCCAUUUUCUGAAAUGGCUGCACUGAGUAAAGAAUUAACUUGUUAUUUCUGACCAAUAUAUCUUGAAUUGUGUGUAAUUGAAGUUGUGUGGGUGUGUCAACAAACUUUUUGUGGUGAAUGUUAAUGACUAAUAUAAAAGGUGCCUCUUUAAUUUUUGUACACUGAAAGUUCUCUCAUGAUCCAUUCCUUCUUUGUUAAUAGGUUUUGUUGAUCUACCACAUUACUUUUGUGAACUUCUUAACAUUACUUAUGUGAAGUUUUUUUUAUCUCCUUUGAGAAUAUUACCUUGGAUUAUUUUACACAGUUGGGUAUUGUAAGGAUGGUAAUUCCAAAAUUCACUUUUGCCUCUGACAUUAUAUAUUGAAUGUGAGGUCCAGACAUGGAAGUGAAUUGAAGCGAAAUAACAAGACUUUUGGGUUCUUAUGAGUUUUUCACUCUGGAAUAAGUGAUCAUGUAAACAUUGGGGUUAUUUCUUGUGUAGAGAUUAAUAGGAUUGCAGAGUUUCCUAAAAGAAAAUAAUGUGUUAAUAAUUCAAGAUAAUCAGGAAAUGAGAUAUUGCUGAUGAACUUCAGAAUAGCUUGUUUAUGUUAGAUGGUAAUCCCAAUCCUAAGAAGUUCAGUGUAGUGUUGCUUUUAAUAAGUUGGGGUGUGGGCAAGGCAUCUGGAUUCAAUUGUACUGGAAAUAACAAGAGUUGAAGGAGCUGCAGGUAAGUUAGAUGUGCAUAUGGAUAACAUUUUAUUUCAAAUAUUCAGUUACCAAAAUGGAAUUAAUUUUAAACCAUAAUUUAACUUUGUGUAGUUUACAGUUUACCACUGAACAGUGGAUAUAUUGUUGUGUAUGAAUUGUCUUACAUUUUCUCCUCAAGAUUUCCAUUGCUGGCAAUGGUUCUGCCAAAAAUCAGAAUACAAAUGAUUUUUGAUAACUUUUUGAUAUGUGUAGGCUGAACAUUUCUAACUAGUGGGGUACUGAUUAGUCUGAAUAGUUGUCUUGUACAUUUUAUCAAAUGAGAAUUUUUCCAUUUUUCUCAAAACAGUUUUUUAAAGAAGUCCAAAGAUACUUAGACAAAGGAAGUGAAGGCAUUCCGUUUGUGUUAAGCUCUAGAAAGAAACCUGUAUAUUAUUUUCCAGUAAAUAAAGUUGAGUUUGCUUAGGAGAUUAUAUAAUGUAUACCCACCAGAUAAUAACUAAAAUCUGAGUAGCAUAUGGGCUGCUACUAUAGUGGGAGUUGGAGACUAUAUGUAAUCUGCUUCUGCUACAGAAAUGUAAAUAACCAGCAGGAAGGUUCUUGAUGUUCUGUAUAUAAGUUUUCAUAGAUAAAUUUGUUAGCAUUUUAUGGCCUCUUCCAGAAAACCAUUACCUAGUUUCUUGAUUAGUGCCCUGAUCCUGAAUAUUUGUACUGACACCUGACUGCCACACCCCUGUAACAUAGUUUAUAAUGUUGUGUACAGUUGUAGAAGUUGUUACUUCUGACACCAACCAUAGAUGAAGCUGGUGCAGCAAAUUAAGUAGGUUCCAUUGUCCUGAGAUGCUAAUAGUAAUACUUGGACAGCUUCUGAAGAAAAUAUUUUUAGGCAAAGCAGUUUCAAAUCAAGUGCUGAAAAAACAUGUACGGCCUUUUAUUGAUUUUUUUAAAAAUAUUGCACUAAUAACUUAAAUCAGAUGUCAGACCUGGUAGCCUGCUAAGCAAACAUUGCAGUAGGCAUAAUGAUGCAUGGUAUUUAUGUUUAGUGUUCUGAGCAAUUUUGAGAGGGAACAUCCUGAUUAGAAUGUGUGUUAAGAAUACUUUUGAUCAUUCUCAGUUUGUGUUUAGUUGCAUAUUUGAGUCUUGUUUUCCCAUCAAUAUGAAUUGCAGGUUUUUAAUGUAUGUAUUGCCUUUAGUUUAAACUAAACUUGUAAAUAUUGGGCAAUGUUUCAUUUCUCAGUCAUGUACAGUUCAAGACACUUCCCAAGUUUUAUAUAUAGGAUUUUGCUAGUAACAUUGUUUACUUGUUUGGUGCAGAAUUAUGUGGAGACAUACAGCCUUAAAAUGCAGCUUUUAAUGUUACAGCAUUAAAUAUCCUCGUAAAAUAUACACCACUACUAUUUCAA